ACAUUAUACUUUUACCACCAUCCUCAGGAAGACAUGAUUCAUGUGUUCAAGUAUCUUUGGAUUAACUUUAAGGAGUGACUCGAAAUAUCCAACGGCUUUAAAGUAAUAAGAGAUAUGUGCAUCUUAAGGAUGACAGCAGUCUUUCUGUACCUUUCCUUUUGUCUUCCGACAGAAAAUGGUCUAUCAGUCUUCUUCUUCUCAUCCGUCCGCCAUUAAAUGUUGUCUGUCCCUUUCUUUCUUUUUUUCACAGCACAGGUGUCCCCUUUCUCCAACUCUCCCUCUCUUUAGAAUUCUCCCUUUCACACACCCUCUUCUUGGUUGGGCGUUGAAAUUUGGAAGAGCAAAGCUGAAGUAAGCUACAGUGACUUGCUGAAUUUUGUCUAGCUGAUAUCUCAGUGUAUACUAGAGUGGAUGACUUAAAUUUUGGAGAAACCAACGGGUGUUUUUGUGGUACAAAAUGUCUGGAGAUAAGCGGGCGAGUGGAUAUGUUAUAUCUGCUCCAGUCGUUCAUAAUAAUGCAAUGGGACUUCUCAAUGAUCAGAAAAGCGUUAUUGUCGAGGCUGUUAAUGCAGAAAAACAGUUGUGGCAGUUGAUUCAUUCCAAGGGUCCAAUGAACACUGAUGUUCAAGAGUUAUACCGCAAAGCUCGUUCAAGUUACGAGGAAAUCAUUGUGAAUGACCAUGAGUUAGCAGAACUUCAAGAUAUCGAAUAUUCCUUGUGGAAGCUUCAUUAUAAACACAUUGAUGAAUUUCGCAAUAGAAUAAGGAAAGCUUCUGUCCAAAGGAAAGGUGCAAACUUGGAGAAUGAGACUCUCCUUGAAGGACUGAAAUCCUUUGUGUCAGAAGCUACUGAUUUUUACCAAAAUUUGAUUGCAAAAAUCAGAAGAAGCUAUGGACUUCCGAAGGAUGUCUCGGUCAGCAGUGGCAUUGGUAUUUCUAGGUCCAUAGAAUCAGCGGACAUGGGAAGAUGCCAGUUUUCUUGCCACCGUUCUUUAGUUUUCCUUGGAGAUCUUGCUCGAUACAGGGAGCUAUAUGGAAAUCCUGAUGCUCAAGAUCGGAAGUGGUCAACUGCUGCCAGACACUACUUAGAUGCAUCACUGAUUUGGCCAGAUAGUGGCAACCCACAAAAUCAGUUGGCUGUUUUGGCAACAUAUCUUGGCGAUGAAUUCCUAGCUUUAUACCAUUGCACAAGAAGUCUCGCUGUUAAAGAACCUUUCCCUGAUGCUUGGAAUAACCUCAUUUUGCUUUUUGAGAAGAAUAGGUCAUAUGGGCUUUCUGACAAGGCCAUUUUCGAUUUUUCCAAACCAUCUAAAAGGAGCACAAUUCAAAAUACCACUGUAGAUGAUGUCUUGACUGAGCAGUUUGGUAUUUGGCCUCUCAUGGUUCGGGUGAUGGGCUUCUUCUAUGUCAAAUCAAGUUUGGAGGAGUUCCCUGGCAUAUUUGGUUCGUCCAUAAGCCAAUUGGAGACCUUAUUCUCUCUUGAUGAUGUCCAUGUGAAAACUUUUCUAGAGUCAUAUCAGUUGUUGGAUGGAGCAAGAAAAGGUCCUUUCCGAGGGUUACAACUUGUUUGUGUACUCAUUUUUACUGUUCAGACCCUACUUGAAUCAAAAAGCCAAAAGUCUAGCCAUGCUAAGUACAAGCUGCAACCUGCCUUGAUUCAGCGAGCAUUAGCUUCUGCUUACAUCAUUAUGGGUCGGAUAGUUGAAAGAUGUGUGAUGGGUAAUCCUCUAGAUCAUAGUUAUCUUUUACCAUCUAUAUUAGUAUUUGUUGAAUGGUUGGUAGAAUUUCUGGACAAACCGGAAAGCAGCGAGGCUGAUGAAAUACGUAUAAAUGCAGCAAGUUACUUCUUUGGGGUUUUUGUGAACUUUUUGAAUCAGUUAGAAAAUAUGGGUUGUGAAUUCAAGUCUCACGAUUUUGCAGCCCUUUGGGAAGAUCACGAGUUACGAGGGUUUUUACCUGUCAGUCAAUCCCAUGAAUGUUUAGAUUUUUCAACUGACAGAGAGUCGAGAAGAGAAUACGGUGACAAUCAUGAAUGUGAAGUUCGCAUAUCUCGCAUCCUUCUUGCUUCUAUGAAGAUUGUUAACAAACCAAGUGGAUCACAGAGCUUGAUCUUUUAUGAGAAAAUGGGAAGAAAAAUUUACGCUGCUGAGGCAAAGGAACUACAGUGCAAGAGAGACUUAGAAGCAAUUGAAGGGGUUUCUGAUUCCGUAGGAAGAGACUUGUUGCAUAACUCUCCACAAAAUAUUCAGUCACCAUGUGAACCAACAAAAGAAAGUGAAGUGAAAAGUAAGGAGGCUAUUAAAUAUAACCUUGAUGUGGAUAGAACAUCCACUCAUGUAGAGGAGGAAGAAGUCAUUCUCUUUAAGCCAAUUGUGAGAUAUAACUUGCACCACUUCAAAAUCUUCUUGCUACAACUGAAAAAGUAG
Messenger RNA from Papaver somniferum (opium poppy), 2425 nucleotides. Its product is annotated as protein SMG7L-like. Bases 458 to 2425 code for a protein of 655 amino acids. Gene Ontology annotation, cellular component: telomerase holoenzyme complex. The transcript is spliced from 6 exons. Gene Ontology annotation, molecular function: telomeric repeat DNA binding; protein binding; telomerase RNA binding. Gene Ontology annotation, biological process: nuclear-transcribed mRNA catabolic process, nonsense-mediated decay. The record is from RefSeq and is a predicted model, not a curated record. NCBI's taxonomy places the organism in Eukaryota, Viridiplantae, Streptophyta, Magnoliopsida, Ranunculales, Papaveraceae.